Molecule: messenger RNA, 3072 nt
Organism: Lampris incognitus (smalleye Pacific opah)
Lineage: Eukaryota; Metazoa; Chordata; Actinopteri; Lampriformes; Lampridae
Exons: 9
Coding region: 66-1982 (638 amino acids)
Source: RefSeq, a predicted model, not a curated record
AGUUGCGUGUAGCUUGUGUCGAAAGUACAAGCGGACAGUCUUUGAUUAUUCAGUCCCUGGCAAAGAUGGUUCGACCACAUUUUGGACCCCUACACUUCAAGCCCAGCCGGUCCUACACAGAUCGCCCCAGCUUUGUGUCUUCUGAAGAGCACUAUAGACCCAACUCCAAUAGUCAGAGAGAGAUCCCGGAAUAUCCAGGAAGGAACCCUUCCAGCAGGAGAGAAUCCAGAGGCAGAGGACGACCCCCUUUUGCCAAAAGGGGCCCAAUAAUGGGAGAACGAAGAGCACCACCUUUUAACCAAUGGAGGUCCCCAAACCAGGAUUCAUUUAAACCAUACCCUCAAACAGACCAAACAGAGCCACACCAUAGUCACAGGAAGCCUUCUCCAUCUAGUUUAGCCCGACCCCCACAAAGCCAGUUGCACCGAUCAUCAUCACGUAGUCCUGUACAGAGAUCCCCUGGCCACAGGGGCCCACCUUUUCAUGGGCAAUCUUCGGUUCAUAGGUCACCUUCGCCACAACAUUAUCACACCCACCCAGCUGACAGGAGACCUGGCUCUGCACCACACUACAAGGGAUCUUUCAGGACCCCUAGUAAAAGGCAGUCAGGUUACCCUCAUGAGGAGCAGCUGAAACAAGACCCUCGGGGUCAUUACAGUACCAGAGGCAGGCAGUAUGGACACUCAACUCAUGGUGUGAAGCACUGGAAUGGAGCUGGAACAUCCUCUCAUCAGUACAGAGGACAGCAUGGGCCCUCUGGUUCACAGAGGAAACCCUGGGAGUUACAUGGGAGAACCUCAUAUCCAGAGAGGUACAAGUGUAAAGCAGCGUUGCAGGCUGGGUGGUCUACUGAACAAGAUUCCAGGAGGCAGCUUGGCGAUGUGGCGAGUGAGGGCAACAGAUCCCGUCGUGCAGAGAAGGCACAGGGAGGCCAUUUUGAUGUCCCUCCUAACAGAUCCUCCUCAUGGAAAGGAAGUCCAUCAUCAUCGUCAUCAUCAUCCUUCCACAAACCCCCCCAAGUACCAUUCCCUCGCAAGAGGAGGACACCAGACUUCAACCCAGUGCCCCCAGGCCCUUUGCUGGAACAUGGACCAAAGUACCACAGGAGAGAAAGACCACAUCUCCCCAGUGUUUCCAGGGGAUUCAGUGGAAGACCCAUGUCUCUCAAGGAUAAACGUCACUUUUUGAAGGGAAGACAAAUGAGCGCAGAGUCUGUGAUGAGGCUCAGAGCACCACCCCUGAAACCAAACCCUCAAGUUGGAAAGUCUACUCGGAGUUCCAUUCUUGCUAUGCGUAUGAAGCGGUUUCAGUCCAAUUCCCUUCCACUGAGAAAGAUUGAACUGAGGAAGACAAAGCUUCAUCAGUCACCACCCAAGUCAGACAGCAAUACAAGCACGUCCUCAAGAGACUUUGACACCAUGAAAGAGCAGGUGAAGUCCCAUCGGUCCUUGAGCACACGCAGCUCUUCUCCCAUAGACAAACAUCUGGUGUCUGACCUUGUAGUUGUGUCCCACUGGCAAGCUGCGCCGAGCUCAAGCUCUAAAGGCUGCUCAUCCCCCAGGGAUCGAAGUCCUAAACUGAAGACUGAACGCAAUUACUCUUCCGAUGUCCCUUUGAACAACCGAUUUCAAAAAUUUCAAGACUUCAAAACAGCAUGCGAUUACCAUAGAGGAGGUUUUCCAAAUCAGAAACCCUUUAGAUCAGUGAAUAUUACACAGGACAGCCACAGACUGGGAAGACCCUUCAGAAAGCUGGGACCUGGACCCACUCAGAUGCAGAAGUUUGGUGGUCCUAGGAGGACAGCCCCCGAAUCAACUGGAAAUUUUCGAAAACCACUUAUGGAGAGUGUUGUGCCACGUCCCUACCCACAGCAGAAGCCAGUGUUCAGGAAGAGCCAGAGCAUAAUGUCGAAAUACCGCAACAUGCAGGCGAUGCGCAAUCGUGUACCAUACAACCGAGAACCCAACCAGCAACGCUGGUGAUGGUUCUGGUAUGCUACAACAAUUUUUGGCUGCCACGAUCUGUUCCAUGUGUGUGAUCCGGUAACUUUACUUGAAUCUGAUCCAUGAGGUGUCAGCGUCGGCAGCAUUAUCACCGUAUCCCUGUUUAUGGAGGCUUGCUGCCUGGCUGGGAAAGUUGCAGCCAUUAUCACAACAGCAACUGUUAUUUUGUUGAUGUAUCAGUUUUCUUUGACAUAGGUUAAUUUUGUCACAAGUGCAACCACAUUUUUUUAAUAACUAGUAUUGGGUGGGCAUUAAUCUGUUUAUGAAAUGCCAUAAUCAUACACACUAUAGCAUAAUUGAAUAUAUAUGGAAUAAUUGAACAUCUGAUGAUACCAAUGGGCUUGUUGGAUCAAAAUGAUGGCUGUAAACUGAAAGCGGUGUCUCCCCGUCUGCCGCCCAAUGACUGCUAGGAUAGGCUCCAGCAUCCCUACGACCCUGAGAGCAGGAUAAGUGGUUUGGAUAAUGGAUGGAAACUGAAAGCAAUGGUAGUGGUCUGAAUUUACUUUGAUUCUUGUGUUAUUGCUUACAAAGUAUGUCAUUCUCCUGUGUUCUUCCUCCACCUGCUUGUUAAGUUUUGGAGUAUUGAUUGUAAUAUUAACAAUCACAAUUUCAUGAUUAUUAAUUUUAGCAUGUGUUUUGUUUGUUUAACAGCUAAGAGAAGAGCAGAUUUUGAGUUACCAAGUCAUUGUAAAGUUUACCUAAAUCAGGUUUAUUUUCAUCCAAAGGUUUGUUGCUCUCCUUUUUGACGAUUUGUGGGUUUUUAAAAUUUGAUUAUUUCUUGACUUGUGUAAGGACAUUUAGACGUUACUUGUUAUGCGUUAUGUUAUAUAGUCCGAUUUUGAGUGUGUUUGAGACUUCAAAUAAAAGACUGGACUUGAUUUUGAGUCUGGUCUUUUUCACAUAUUUACUAAUGUAAUGUUGACACUAUAAUACAGAUUAUGACUAACGUAUAAUGUACAAAUGUAAAAAACAGAACAUAGGUGUUUAUUGUUCAAGGGCACCCAAUGCUGUGCUCAUGUUUUGAAUUUGUGGGUUGAUGGAUCAGCAGUUCGUUCAUUAAACUCAAUGU